Coccidioides immitis RS is the source of this 717-nucleotide messenger RNA. RefSeq lists its product as uncharacterized. Lineage: Eukaryota; Fungi; Ascomycota; Eurotiomycetes; Onygenales; Onygenaceae. The record is from RefSeq and is a predicted model, not a curated record. The coding region runs from base 1 to 717 and encodes 238 amino acids. The transcript has 2 exons.
AUGCCACUUUACAGUAACUCAAUGCAUGAUGACUUUUUCUGGGAAUUUCCCAUCUAUAAAGGCCUGCAACCUCCUGCUGCCUCACCCGUUCUCUCCAUUGAUAAUUCCUCAGCAAACAAUCUCUCAACAGAAAUAGACCCGUUCCGGUUUUACAAUCCCGCGGAGGUCAAGGAGCAGAAGGAGCGGCGCAGACACACAAAGCAUGACACGGCUUCGGCGGAACCUGCAUCACACCAUGAGCGACCACUCAGAAUACACAUUGUCUCCCAAAUCUUGCGAUCAUCAUCCAGGCCGAUUUCACAGGUUGAAGGUCUUCCUUUGAUUAAAGUGGAGUUGGGCCAGGAGAUGGAAGUCAGUGCUAUGAAGCAGGUCCCUUCUUAUCUUGGAUUGGGCGGGAUUGUAAAACCAUACUUGAAGAUGGAGUACAUUAUCUUGCUGGUCUCCCGAGCGAAGAUAGCCAGACUUGUAUCAAGGAGAAACAGAAAGGAGAAGUAUCAAGUAGAAGACAGAAUGGACACCAAGAAUGACAAGUUGGCGCCACCCUAUCGCGGACUGGGAACUUCGGGCAAGUCAUCCAUUCCCGUUCAACCCCAAAGCAAUGCAUUUCUGACAGCUUCUAGAUGGUCUGAUCAGACUGGACAAGGCGGUGAGCCCCGACAGCUUCAUUGGAAUCCUGUCCUCUGGGCGAACAGUGAAAAAGGUAUCCAGCGGAUAUGA